Molecule: messenger RNA, 4407 nt
Organism: Psammomys obesus (fat sand rat)
Lineage: Eukaryota; Metazoa; Chordata; Mammalia; Rodentia; Muridae
Gene: Ccdc40
Product: coiled-coil domain containing 40
Exons: 21
Coding region: 175-3762 (1195 amino acids)
Biological process (GO): epithelial cilium movement involved in determination of left/right asymmetry; heart looping; axoneme assembly
Cellular component (GO): cilium; cytoplasm
Source: RefSeq, a predicted model, not a curated record
CUGUGUGCGCGCGGGGCCGGGACGCUGCCCUUGCGUGGGAGCCCUGCAGCCUCCGAGAGAUAGGGCCUUCCCCUGCCCAGAACCGCCGGACGAAGCCAGGCUCCGCCUCUUGCGGUCUCCGAGCGCGUGGUCCAAACCUCGCCGGAUGUUGAUGGCGUCGCCUAGCAACGAGAGAUGGCGGAGCCGAAGCACCAGGCUGACGGCAGGUCACACCUGGAAGGCGAGCAGGCUUCCGAGGAAGAGAAGAAACAGCAGGAUGCUGAAGGCCGUCAGGUGUCACCCCCUCUGGAAAACAAUGGCCAAGAAAUUGAAGAGAGUAGAGAGGCCACCAAGGGUCUAGAAGAGGACACUGAAACUGAAAGCCAGGGCAUGUUUGAAGGGGAAGAGGAAUCCUUUGGAGAGACUCUCCUGGAAACAGAAAUGGAAUCCAUCAAUGAAACUUUCCUGGAAACAGAAGCAGAAUCCUUUGGAGAGACUCUCCCGGAAAGAGAAGAGAAAUCCAUCAGAGAGGACACCCCAGAAAUGGACACUGCCCGAAAGGUGCAGCUGGGCGCCGUUGAAGAGGCCCUCCUAGAGAUGGACUUGGAAUCCGUUGUGGAUGCCGCAGAAAAGGAAGAUGAGUACUCUGGAAAGUACGUCUUCGAAGGGGAGCCCUAUUCUGACGUCUACACCAUCCCAGGGAAGGACUACGACAUCACUGAUCUGGAGAAAGCUGAAGGUGACAUCUCCUCUGAGAUGGCUGAGUUCUCCGAAAGGAUCGCCUCUUCCGAGCUCACCUACUCAGACAUCAGCCCCUGGGAAAUGACUUCUGAGGAAGCGGCUGCUGCCUAUCUGUCUGACCAUCACCUCCCCGGAUCCCAGCUAGCCUGGGGCAGACACACAAAAGACGGCAGGCCGAGAUCCUCAGAGGCUGCCAGCCGAAGAUUCUUUCCCAUGGGGCCACAACACCGCUUCCGACUAAGCAUUAUGGAAAGUCUGGCGUCCUCCGAUGAUAUUGAUGACUUCCGAGAGGACACAGAGGAAAGGCUCAGGCAAGAGCCAGUGCUGCCCACAUCCUGGUCCCAGGACGAAUCGAGGAUACGCUUUAGAGACCACGACCAGGCCAUUGGCCCUGAUGAAGGGAUCCUGGUCGAAAGAGCAACGUUAGAAGACGAGACAGAAGAGGAGGGCUCCCAGCUGGUGGUUCUGGACCCGGACCACCCCCUGAUGGUGAGAUUCCAGGAGGCUCUGAAGAGCUACCUCAGCCGGCAGAUCGAAAAGCUGAAGCUGGACAUCCAAGAGCUGGAUGUGGCCACCAAGCAGGCCCAGAACCAGAGGCAGGAGCUGGGCGUGAACCUGUACGGGGUCCAGCAGCACCUGGCUCGCCUGCAAAUGCAGCUGGAGAAGAGCCACGACCGGCACUCCCUGGCUGCGUGCGAGAGGAGGAGGACGGAGGAGGAGCUGCUGAGGACUCGCGCCCUGUACAACAAGACCUGCAUGACUGCCAACGAGGAGCGAAAGAAGCUGGCAGCCCUGCAGGCGGAGCUGGAGAGCCUGGCCGUGCACCUCUUCUACAUGCAGAACGUAGACCAAGACCUGCGCGAUGACAUCCUCGUGAUUAAGCACGUGGUGAAGAAGACCGAGACACAGAAGAUGCAUGCGGAGAUAGAAAAGAAAAAGCAGGACCUGUUCGUGGACCAGCUCACCGAAAGGGCACACCAGCUGGAAGAAAAGGUCUCCCUGUUUGAGGCUCAGUACUUGUCCCAGGCCGAGGACACUCGGAUUCUCAGGAAAGCAGUGAGCGAGGCCAUCACCGAGAUCGACGCCAUCACCAUGGAGAAGAAGCGUGUCCUGCAGCAGUGGGCCACCAGCCUCAUGGGCAUGAAGCACCGGAACGAGGCAUACUGGACUGUGCUGGAUUCGCUCAGGGAGUGUGAGCAUCAGGUCAAGUCCAUAGACGGUGACAUGGAAGCCUAUAAGAGGUCCAUCAUGAAGGAGGAAGAAAAGAACGAGAAGCUGGCCUGCCUCCUGAACCGCUCGGAGACAGAAGCCACGUUGGUGAAGAAAAUGACCGUCCAGUGCUUGAACAAGCAGGAAGCCCUGCAGAGCGAGUUUAACACCUACCAGCUGGCCCUGCAGGACACGGAGGAGAUGCUGAACAAGGGCUACCUGGAACACUCAGCAGUCCUGAGUGAGCUCCAGAUAGCCCGGCAGGCUGUCUGGCAGGAGCAGGAGCUACGGCAGAAGACGGACACCGCCAUCCUGGACAAGCUGCAGGAACACGGGACGUCCAGCAAGAUGACCAAGUACUAUCAUCACCUCCUUCGGAAGCUGCAGAAGGAGAAUACCAACCUGGUGACGCAUCACUUGAAGAUUGACGGCGAUAUCGCUCAGACCACGCUGGACCUCACCAACACCCACUGCAAGGUGGACAUGCAUAAGAAGACGCUGCUGGAGCUGGACAAGGAGGUGAAGAGGUUCAACGACCUCAUCACCAACAGCGAGAGUGAGAUCGCACGGCGCACGAUCCUCAUCGAGCGGAAGCAGAGCCUCAUCAACUUCUUCAACAAGCAGCUGGAGCAGAUUGUGUCGGUGUUGGGGGGGGAAGAGCUUGGACCCCUAGAGCUGGAGAUCAAAAGGCUGUCGAAGCAGUCGGAAGAGAUAAACGGGGUAUUGGCUGAGGCGCAGGUGAACUGGCUGCGGCUGCAGCAGGACCUGGUGCAGGUCACCAACGAGCGCGAGGAGCAGAUGGUGUGCCUGGACCAGCUCAAGAAGGACAUGCACAUCAUGGAGCAAAAGAAGCUUCGCGUAGAGAACAAGAUCGAGCAGGAGAAGAGGGAACAAAAGGAGAUUAGCCGCCACAUGAAAGACCUGGGCAAUGACCUCACCAAGCUGAACUCGCUGUUGGACAAGAACCGCUGCAGCUCGGAGCAGCUGCAGCAGAGCAACCUGGUGGCCGAGACAGACUUCGUGCACAUACUGAAGAAAGCAGAAAGAGAGAGCAUCCAAAUGCAGGAAAAGCUGACACAGCUCCAAGAGGAAAAGGCCACCCUCCUCAACAGCCUGGUGGAGGCCGAACACCAGAUCAUGCUCUGGGAGAAAAAAAUCCAACUGGCUAAAGAGAUGCGGGCCUCGGUGGAUUCUGAGACCGGGCAGACAGAGAUCCGAGCCAUGAAGGCUGAGAUCCACAGGAUGAAGGUGAAACACGGACAACUGCUGAAACAGCAGGAGAAGAUGAUCCGAGAGAUGGAAAUGACCGUGGCCCACAGGGAGAACGUUGUGAUCCAGGCCGAAUCAUCACGCAAAGCUGACAAGAAGAUGAUCACCAGGAACGACUUCCACUUCCAGCAGAAUGAGCUGCGAAGGAAAAUCAGGGACAUUCGCAAGGCGACAGACGAGUGCGUCAAACACAUUUCAGAUCUGGAGGCAACUCAAAAGCUGCUCAACAGCACUCUCCAGGAGAGGCAGCACUCCCUGUCAGCGAUGCAGAAUGAAACGGACAUUCUCGAAAAUGAGAUCACUCAGCUCUCGACUCUCAAACGACAGAACCUCCUGGAGAUCGUGACCAUGCAGACACGCGCCAAGAACCUGCAGGCGGCACUUGACGGGAAGUACGUGUUCCUGUACCGCAACACCAAGUCCCAGAUGCUGGAGCGCAACCGGCUGGACAUCUGGCUGGCCAAGUUCAGGACCAUCUUCGCCCAAGUGAUGAAUGACUACCCCCAGUUCCAGGAGGCGCUACAGCACAUUCAGCAUAAGCUCGCCAGCAAGAUGGACUCCUAGACCUGCCAAGGCUUCCUGGCAGGAGACCCGUGUCCCGAAAAUCUAUUCGUCCCCUAGAACAACACCCUUCUUAAGAAACACUCACAGGCCAGACACACGUGAAUCGUAGCCACUCACACCAGCUGUGACGAAGCAUUCCUGAUCCGCUUUGGUGAGUUCGAAAAUCCAACUCUCCCCAUCCAGGGCAAGACCACUCACUCCGUUGGCAGUUCUGAGGUCUGCCUCACCGUCCUGGGACAGACCCUCAGUUUUGUGGAGCAAGCAAUGGAGAGAGGGAAGCCAGGAGCAAGACAGAGCUUCAUCCCUCACAGGGCCUGCUCCAGCUGUCUGAACUGCACGACCUACCCUCCUUCUCCACCCCGAAGAGAGCUCCCCUUCUGCCAACCCAGGAAGCGCUAAGCCAGACUGAAACCCAAAGAUCAAAGCCAGAACCCCAGGGUUCCAAGGAGGGCAAAUGUCUGUGGAGGAGGAAAGUGCUUCAGAAAAGGGGACACCUGUCUCUCACCCACCGACCUCCGACCUCUCUAUUCUCCACCUCCCCUCCCCUCCCCUCCCCUCCCCUGGAUUUCUGAGCACCAGUUGUGUGCUCUUGUAGAUGUGAAAUGGAAAAUGUCCUGUGGAGUAAUUUCAAUUUUAAACUUUACA